This is a messenger RNA of Periconia digitata, 1398 nucleotides long. Lineage: Eukaryota; Fungi; Ascomycota; Dothideomycetes; Pleosporales; Periconiaceae. The record is from the annotation of a GenBank genome assembly.
AGCGCAAUGAAGUCACCUCUGCCGGAUUAUCUGCAAGCCGUUCUGGAAAAGGCGCGAAGCAAUGAAAAUGGGGCCCCAGCCGGGUAUAUCGAGACACUCGCGAGAGCAGAUCCAAGCAAGAUGGCCGUUGCACUUGCUAUGGUUGAUGGGAAAAUUUACUCGGCUGGCGACGACGAUGUUGAAUUUUCCAUCCAAUCAAUUUCCAAAGCUUUCGUGUAUGCUCUUGCAAUUGAGGAUGCUGGUCUGGACCGCGUAAUGCAGAAGAUCGGAGUGGAGCCCUCAGGCGACAAAUUCAACCAACUCUCUCUUGAGAAGAAGACCAACCGCCCUAUGAAUCCCAUGAUCAACGCUGGAGCGAUCACCGCUCACGCUUUGGUGGUUGGGCCUAAUUCCACGGCAGAAGAGAGGACAGACCGCAUUCUGAAAGCAUUAUCCAAGCUAGCUGGAAGGCAGUUACAUGUUGACGAGGAAGUCUACGAGGCCGAGCUUAGGGAUGCGGAUCGCAACAUGGCUAUUGGAUACAUGCUCAAAGCUGCCGGGAUCAUUUCAUGUGAUCCGCGAGAGGUGGUCCGCGGGUAUAUCCGCCAGUGUGCUAUCAAUGUUAACGUUCGAGAUCUAGCAAUGAUGACUGCUACACUGUGCAACGGUGGAGUACAUCCCCUGAGCGGCGAGCAAAUCAUUCCACAAUUGAGUGUGCGCCAGGUUCUAUCUAUCAUGGCCACUUGCGGUAUGUACGAUGCAGCUGGAGAUUGGCUUACGAGAGUCGGAAUUCCCGCAAAGUCUGGAGUCGCAGGAGGUAUCAUCGGCGCACUGCCAGGACAAGUUGGAAUUGCCGCAUUUUCGCCCAAUCUAGAUGAACGUGGGAAUAGUGUGCGAGGCAUCGAAAUCUGCGAAAUGCUUUCUGCAGACAUGGAGUUGCACAUGAUGGGUAUCUCACAGCUCGCUAGAGCUACUGUGCAGACCUCAGUGGCCACGAUUGUUGCCGGCAAGCACGAACCACACCAUCCUCAUUGCGCAAAGGAAGUCGUAGUCUUCAAAUUACGAGGUGCAGUCCGCUUUGCAGGCUCUGAGCGUCUCACACGAGCUAUAGAGCGCGAGCUUGGGGAGCCGAAUCCGGAAGAACCUGGAUCGGGGACUCAUGCUGAAGCUUGUGCAGUUGUGUUUUCAUUCCGCGAUGCUUACUCCCUAAGCUCGAUAGCAAGACGUAUUGUCCACGAGGACGUAAAUCGACUUCUAGCGGAAGGAAAGUCAGUUGUUGUUAUUGAUCCUGCCCGCGUUCUGGAAUGGGAUAUGGUCACAAAUCCGAAGUACCCACUGGUUGUCGAUAACGAGGCCGAGGCCUUGGAUUAUAUUGGAGGAACAGGGUGCCGAGCGGUAUCUUCCGAUGAUACAUGGUGA